AUGCGUGGUUGUAAGCGUGAAUGGAGGAGAUUGUUUGGGGUGCAGGCACGUGUUAAUCUUUUCCGGUGUGACCGUCCCAUGGGGGCAACUACCGUUCCUCGGGGUCUUAUGGAGUAUGUGGGGAGAGUUCUUGGGGAGGAUCCCGACUAUCGUGCCCUGAUGCGGGUGUUCGAUACAUUGCUUUUCGGAGGAAAACUGCGUGGUUAUACUUUGUGGAGAAGCAAGGAUUUUAAGGACACGUUUGGAUACACUGAUUUCUUGCAGCGGAAGAUUUUCCUGCAGGAAUGUCUUUUCUCUGCUGGUCUCAGUAGGACGGUUUUGGUGAGGAUUAUUUUGCAUGAGUUAUGCCAUGCUUAUGUGGAUGUCAUGGGGGGAGAUCGUAUGGAAAAUCAGCUACAUGGGUUCAACUGGAAGAGGGAGGUGAUUAGAGUGAAUGAGGCUUUACAGUGUGAUAUUGAAGAUGAAAGUGAUGUGGACUGGAAGAGAUUGAGGAGGAUAGGUUUGGAUAAACUUUAUAUUUGUGAAAGGUGUGGGCUGCGUAUUAUCAGGAUGAUCAAAUGGUUACCUGAUGCUAAAUUCUUUUCCUGGUUUCCUCGGCAUGCGAAUAGAUGUGGGGGGGAGUUUAAAUUAUCGUGA
Molecule: messenger RNA, 636 nt
Organism: Diachasma alloeum
Lineage: Eukaryota; Metazoa; Arthropoda; Insecta; Hymenoptera; Braconidae
Exons: 2
Coding region: 1-636 (211 amino acids)
Source: RefSeq, a predicted model, not a curated record